Messenger RNA from Puccinia graminis f. sp. tritici CRL 75-36-700-3, 1560 nucleotides. RefSeq lists its product as uncharacterized. The coding region runs from base 139 to 1530 and encodes 463 amino acids. Lineage: Eukaryota; Fungi; Basidiomycota; Pucciniomycetes; Pucciniales; Pucciniaceae. The transcript is spliced from 5 exons. Gene Ontology annotation, molecular function: protein binding. The record is from RefSeq and is a predicted model, not a curated record.
AAACAAACUCGACCAACGGCCCUUGUGCAAUGUGUUUUCCAGCUCUGGUUAGUAGCAGGAACGUAUGCUUCCUAUGAAUCAUUCACGUCCAUUCCGCUGGUCGGAGUUCAAUUUCCAACGCUUUCUGGCAGCGAUCCGAUGCCCACCUCACUGCUAUCGAUGGCGCCCAAGGUCCAAGAAUCUCAAGAGGCAGAAGCAUGUCCGUUCAAAUCCCGAAGUUACGUCUACGAUUAUACCAAGGUGACCGAGCUACCGAUUGCGCCCACCGACGAGAAUCCAUCCCGGGACGGGUUCACCAAGCAACGUUGUUAUCCAGGCUCGGACCCGGAAGCCGAAGAAUACUGCGUCUACGCGAACCCAUCCUUUGGAGGGGAUCGGGGGAUGGUACUCUACAUUCGCCCAUCCUACUUGCUACAAAAACUGGACUUGUUUACGGAAUUCAAGCCGGACUCGGCCUUGAUAACCGACAAAGAGAGGGCCGAGUUUCCGUUCAAGCUUGUCCACAUGCCCUCGAAAGGAGGGCUAGGAGCGGUUGCUGACCGCAAGAUCAACGUCGGUCAGCUGGUGAUUGUGGACUACUCAUUGGUGUAUCUUUCGGCCGAUAUCACGGAGAUCGACCUCAGCGAAUGGGCCCCAAGACUCAAGUACAUGGUCGAUCUGUUGCCCCUCAAGGGACGCGAGUUGUUCGCUAAACAACACGGCGUGGGCGAGAUCGAUACGGCCUGGAUCGUCUCUGCAUUCCAGCGCAACGUCUUUGCAGCUCCCCAGGACAAUGACAGUCAAGGUGGCUGUGCCUUCGCUCCCGAACCAGCUGUGAGCUUCCUUUUUUUUGGUGGUGGUGGCAUUAAAGCUCAAGAUGAUUCCAAGCACUUCUUUACUGAUAUGCUUUCUCGCUCUUGCCUCAUGCUUUACAUGCAGUAUCUAAACCAUGAUUGUCGUCCCAAUGUUGGCUACAGAUUCAACAACGUUACUAUUCAAGUGGAGAUGCAUGCACUCAGGGAAAUCGCGCCCGGGGAGGAAUUGAGUAUUUCAUACAUCACCCUGGUCCAAUCGCGAGAGAAGCGACGGAAAUCGUUGCACGGGACCUAUGGAUUCCACUGUGGUUGUUCGCAGUGCUCGUUGUCGGAUGCCGAGAGCGAGGCUUCGGACCAACGAGUGGAGAAGAUCCGGGAGCUGUGGGAUGUGAUUUCUGACUGGGAUAGCAGUCCGCCUUCUACGCCGGCCAUGGCUGAUGAGAUCCUCGAGCUCUUCAAAGCGGAGCGGAUGGAUGUGGUGAUGGAAGAGCCUUACACGAUGGCGUCCCUGGUUUAUAACUCUUGGGGCUUGACUCACCAGGCCCGACAGUUCUCCGCAUUGGCGAUCUCCUAUGGAGUCUACACCCACGAGAAAACCUGGCUGGAAACCUCAUCCCAUUUGCCAUUGAUCUAUGAUCCCGAAAGUCACUGGUCAUACAACAUCGGUAAAAAAAUGGAUGCCGAAGUCCAGACAACCCAAACAGAUAUCGCUCAUUAUUUUCAUGUUGAACUGUGAGGCUUAUGUAUAAUCGGUUAUUCAUCCUAA